CUGGCAAUUUUUUGCACCACGACUUCAGAUCUCUCUCUUCUGUGCAACAGGAGAUGGAAAGCUUGUCAUUCACCUCAGUUAGUUUGUUUUCCUUAAAUGACAAAGCAAUAGUUACCAUUCACACCAUUAACUGAUCUAUUAUUGUCAUACAUCUCUCAUGAUCUUUCUCCAGGUGAAGUAGAUGCUCUCUUCCAAAAUGACUUGUCAAGCCCUGGUUUUGAGUCUGGUUUGUGUUGCGCUUGGAAAGGCAAAAGUGAUUACGCAGACUGAGCAAAGAGCGGUGAAGGUGGGUGACAGCGUGACUCUCAGUUGUGCCCUGACAGAGCCCGAGGACAUCGUGCAAGUGACAUGGCAGAAAGACUCUGUAAAAUCACAAAGUAACAUAGCUACAUACAGCAAGUCAGCAGGAUUAAAGAUUCAGAAGCCCUACCAAGACCGGAUGAAUUUCACCAGCCUGUUGCUCAACAACACAAGCAUCACUUUCUGGAGUGUGGGAAUAGAUGACACAGGGUGUUACUUGUGCUUGUUUAACACCUUCCCGUUAGGCUCCUUUUCGGGACGUUCUUGCCUUGAAGUCUACGGUCUCAAUGGAUCUAUCCAUUACAACAUUUCAGAAGGUCAUCUGAUAGCCACCUGUAAUGCUAUUGGCCUACCGGAGCCCACCAUUAGCUGGAACAGUGUGUUCAAUUAUACAUCUACACAGGAGAAGUUCACGUACGAUAAUGGGGUCGUGUCCAUCACCAGUCAACUGAAGGUCUAUGACUCUCAGAACAUCAGCAAGGAGGACUUGACCUGCAGAGUAAGCAACGAAAAUGAAGAAAUGGAAUUGCCAAUAAGUAUGAAAAAAAGUAGAGGGAUUCAGGUUCUUGGGUCUGGCUAUUACUGUGACUCUUUCACUUGUCAUCUUGGUCCUGAUUCUCAUUGCACUGCGUUGGAGGAAGAAGAUAUGUAAGAGGAGCUGAAGUGGAUUGCAGAGGAUUUCCAUUCAUCUCCUGGAUUGUUACAGCCUAGCAUCCUGAAGUCAACACUAAAAGCAGAGACUUGCAUGACUGGAAAGUAGCAGCAGUAAAAGGAAAACACAUCAGGACCAAAGCUCUGAGCUCUCUACUCAGCAUCUUCAUUGCUGAAAGACUGGCAGGGUGUUUGAUUUCUGAUCUAAAGACUACAUCACGAGGAAAAGGACCAGAGGGAAUGCUUAGUCCUCUCUUCUGCUGCCAGAUGAUAUCUGCUCUGCUUAUGCCGUUCCUGGUACUGCUAGUCUGCAAAUGUAUUUGCUUUCUUCCCAUGGAAGCUGUGAGCAAUCUGGAGGUCCUCUUCAGUGCGUAACUGCUCUCAGUAAAGAGCUGGAGGGAUUAUUUUGCUAAUAGCUUUCUGCAUUGUUACGCUUUGUGACUCAGCGAUUCAUCAUUUUCUUCCUGCCGUCUUCUUUUCUUUCUUACCCAGCUAAUGCAGCUCCUUGCUCUUCCUUGAAAGUGUCAACAACUGUAUUUCUGAGCUACCUCUAGAAAGAUCUGCUGCUGGAGGUCUCAAGCCACACCAAAUCUGCCAAAAUUAUUGGUAAAAAGUCAGAAGGAUUCCAGUCAGGUGACAGAUUGAAGGCAGUAGCAGUCAUGGUUGGGAAAGAAGUGUUUUCAGUAAUGUAUUUUAUAUGGCUUUCUUUCAAUCCUGUUUUGAUUUGUUUGUUAGUUAGUUGAUUAUUUAAUAUGUAAAUAAGGAGAAGAUUGAAACAAAGCUCAGUAGUGGAACUACUGUCAUACCCUCCUUUAUGUCUGCUUUGCUGUCAUUCUCUCUGCCUUCUCAUGCAGUGCUGUUAAUGCCCCAGCCUGUUGCUUGCUUGCUUGUCAAAAAGCAUGGACUGGCCUCCUUGAUCAUCCUCGUGGUCAUCUGAUACGCUGCUCCAUCCCUUGUCUCUGUCUAUUCUUGUUGUUUAUAUUUAAGCAAAGACAAAUUGUUCUGUUGGCCAAAGGCAAUUAUUCCUUACAUAGACUUGUGUGGGAUGUUACACCCUAAGCUAACUGUGCUAUGGCACUGUGGAUUUAACAGGAUCAAUGGAAAGUUUUUACAGAAGCUGAAUUUGUUGCUUUGCUAUGGUUUUGAUGGCAGAGGAAAGCAUUGUGUUCCUCUUAGAAACUGAGACCUGACUGCUUCUGCUGCAGGUAGAAUCAGAGCCUCUCCAAGUUUUUUUUGUUUUGUUUUGUUUUCCCCUCUGAUUGCCAACCUGUGUCUGAAGGUCUGAUCAUUUCCAGGCUUGCUCCCAUGUUUGCCUGUCUCACUUUCUCUCACUGCUGCAGCAUGGCUCUGGGAGCAUCGAGCUCCCUGCACUGCCUUGCACCUAUCUGAUUUGCAGGGUGUCAGCAGUUAGGAAUGCCUCUGCCUCCCUGGGCCUAUCAUGUACCUCUGGCUGUGCCAACUUCAUGGACCAUGUCUCUGGCAGAAUGGAUGGAUAAAGGGACUGCAGGGGUCCUCUAUUAAUUUCUCCUCUACUGACGAGCACUGACGUUUAAAGUCUUGCUCAGUCUUUGUUCUGUCUUAAUAUUUGUCUGUUCCUCAGGAUCACUGCCAGUCUUUUGGGUUUAAGUAGUGCUUGUGCAUCUGAACUGCUCCAUCUCAUGAGACACGUGGAGGUUAAGACUGUGCUUCCUCACACGCGUGUGGAAUGGUUGGGGCUAGAAGGCUGUGGAGGGCAGCUCUGGAGGUGUCUGGCACAAACCCAAGCGCACAAGCCGGCUAAAAAGUCAACAGAGAAGUUUACCAGGAGCUAAAUUCUACAUUUCAGAACAGAGUUAUUUGUUCUGUAGAAGUCCAGCCAGAAUAAUGACUUAUAGAGUGGCUGCCUCUCUAGGGCCAAAAAAAAAAUGUGUGUGGUUAUGUCUGUGUAUAUCACUGACCAUGAGUGUUGAUGUUGAUGAGCUGCUGUGCAGGUGCAGUAUGAAUUAUUUAUCUGUAUAAACAACUCCAAUAAAUUUAUUUGGUAAAAAUA
This is a messenger RNA of Tympanuchus pallidicinctus (lesser prairie-chicken), 2980 nucleotides long. RefSeq names its product OX-2 membrane glycoprotein-like. Gene Ontology annotation, molecular function: cell-cell adhesion mediator activity. The coding region runs from base 182 to 952 and encodes 256 amino acids. The transcript is spliced from 5 exons. Gene Ontology annotation, biological process: negative regulation of macrophage activation; regulation of immune response. The record is from RefSeq and is a predicted model, not a curated record. Lineage: Eukaryota; Metazoa; Chordata; Aves; Galliformes; Phasianidae.